AAGCCGUAACAUUGGAUUGCGACUUUGAAAACGAUAAUUUAUGUGGGUGGAAUCAAGACAACACGGAUGAUUUUGACUGGACAUGGCACAGCGGGGAAACGCCCACAGCUAAUACUGGACCACGGUUCGAUCACACAACAAAUUCUUCAGAAGGACACUAUUUAUUCAUGGAGUCAUCGGCCCCACAGAAAACCGGACAAAGAAGUAGACUUAUCUCCCCACCUCAUGUUUCCAUUAGCCCAGGGACCAUGUGUCUGGAGUUUUUCUACCAUAUGUUUGGUCCAGAUGGCAUAGGAGAAGUAGGCGACUUGGACGUCUACAUUAGACCUCAGAGUGUUGACAACACGUCCCUAGCACCAGGCAACAACGUCUUUCAUCGCAGCGGUAACCAAGGCGAUCGCUGGAUACAUGCACAGGUGGAAUUACCACAGCAAACAGACAUUUUUAAUAUUGUUUUACAAGGCACACGACUUAAAAGCUGGUCGGGGGAUAUAGCAGUAGACGACAUCAGAGUCUAUCCGUGUUCAGCAAGUAAAGGGUCAGCUGAUGUGGACUUCACCACGCAGUCUGUUGACUCUGAUAACAACUCUAUUGAUGAGUCCCCGCGGUCAACAAAAAUCGUAAACAUGAUAUCCCCGACAAUAGCUCCUUCUGUGACCACAGUUAAGAAAACAAGACCUGUAAAGCCGACACUAAAAUCAAGUGUUACUCGAACAACAAAGGUCGUGCCAACAGCAGCACAAACAGUCAAUCGUGCUAGUAAACAAUCAACGAGACUGUUUACACCCACUCCACUGAUGUCAUCUACAUACAAAAGUAUCAAUCGUGACGUCACUGCUACUUCAAUAGUCCCAUCUGAUAGGCAACAGCAGAGUGGACAGCAACAGCCUGCCACAAAUAAGACCACAGGCGUCUUCCUCUCGACUGGUGUUACUUUUAGCAGAAACAUCACCAGUGGCCAACACGGUGAAAACGAAAGCAAUGAUGAGAAUGAUAGAGAUAAUUACUUCACACAGAUAAACCAUGCAAAAACAGGCUUAUUCACAAACAAUGACUACGACUCUAACACUAAAAACUCUGAUUUUAGCUCGAGUACAAAUAAAUCAGUUGGUAAAAAUGACUCAAAAACACCGUUCACUGACUCAGAAGAUGCUACGGAUGUUUCGUCUGAAGAAUUCCAAGUCGACGGAUUCAUGGAUGAAACGGCGGAUAUUAUCGAUAAGUCUUCGUCUCCAAGUUCAGUAGCGUUAAUACCACUGAUUGUUGGUAUCGUGGCUUCUUUAGUGGUCGGCGUUGCUGUAACUGUAAUUAUGGCAUGCAUCUGGGUUCGAAAUCAAAGGACAAAACAUGAUAAACACCAGGAAGAUCAAAUGAAUAUCAUGAGUGACUAUAUUGAAACAAAUUUGUGCACAUAA
Messenger RNA from Candidula unifasciata, 1415 nucleotides. The record is from the annotation of a GenBank genome assembly. NCBI's taxonomy places the organism in Eukaryota, Metazoa, Mollusca, Gastropoda, Stylommatophora, Geomitridae.